UCGAGGUUUUAGCUCAUGGAUUUUCGAAGUCCUGCUCUCCCGAGACCGGCGCUGAGGCACAUUCGGGAAGAAGACGAAGUGAACGCGAGUCAGCAAGUGUCGUAGUUAAGAGUACGAGCUUUUUCUUCAACUACAAGACUGUUGUGUGAAAUGGAUCACACCUCUCGACUCUCAGUGGCGCACUACCGCUAGAUUGCGGCAUAGGAAGACAUAUUAUGUGUUGAACAUGGGCUCAUAAUGCCUUCGGUUUCGGACUCAAGUCAUGGUAGAGAUGAAAUCGGAAGGAGGUUGUGCCAAAGAGCGAUCCUCCCUCAAUCUACACAGAGCAUCAACGCUGAUGAUUCUUCGGAUGAGUUCAAACGCUACAGCUGCAAUGUUAGGCCAAAUUUGUGCACAAGCACGCAGAAGUUGAAGUGGACUCAGGAACUUCACGAGUGUUUUCUGCGUGCCGUCGAUCAUCUGGGCGGUCAAAACAAAGCGACACCAAAGAAAAUACUACACCAUAUGAAUAGAAGCGGUAUUACAAUCGCACAUGUCAAAAGUCAUCUUCAGAUGUACCGACGCGGAAAGAUAAGUGCAUGUAGAGUUUUUGGUUGCGAAUCAUGGACAGAUGAACAAUGGCGUGGUCAAAAUCCUUGGCAGCAAGCAGCUUCAGUGAUUGGCCAGGAUCUCACACAAACCAUUACAAGGUGAUGAUUUUCCAGGGAAACUUGAGUUUGAGCCAGCAGCCA
Messenger RNA from Physcomitrium patens, 731 nucleotides. RefSeq names its product myb family transcription factor PHL5. The record is from RefSeq and is a predicted model, not a curated record. Gene Ontology annotation, molecular function: DNA-binding transcription factor activity; DNA binding. Lineage: Eukaryota; Viridiplantae; Streptophyta; Bryopsida; Funariales; Funariaceae.